Molecule: messenger RNA, 8011 nt
Organism: Neopsephotus bourkii (Bourke's parrot)
Lineage: Eukaryota; Metazoa; Chordata; Aves; Psittaciformes; Psittacidae
Gene: SPTAN1
Product: spectrin alpha, non-erythrocytic 1
Exons: 58
Coding region: 266-7795 (2509 amino acids)
Biological process (GO): actin cytoskeleton organization
Cellular component (GO): cortical actin cytoskeleton; cell projection; plasma membrane
Molecular function (GO): calcium ion binding; actin filament binding
Source: RefSeq, a predicted model, not a curated record
GGAAAGGUUAGUACAUACCAAAUGAAUUCACUUUUCAGUUGGUACUUAUAACCUUUUUUUGCAUGGGAAGGUCUGUUGUUCACAUAACAAUAAUGCCAAAUUGUAUGUGGCAAGGAACCAAAAGGGAAGUACAAAACGUGUGCUGUGACAGACUGUGGAUGUCAGGGGAAAAAGAGAAAACAAAUUAAGCUAUGUCCUCAUGCUAGUCAUUAGUUGAACGUUAUCUUGAUUUCCCCCUCCCUUUUAGACUCUACAUUCCUUCAUCAUGUUGUCAUCGUUUCGUAAAGUCAGAGUCCAGAAAAUGGAUCCAAGUGGUGUGAAAGUGCUGGAAACAGCAGAAGAUAUCCAAGAAAGGCGUCAACAAGUUUUGGACCGUUACCACAGGUUCAAGGAACUAUCUUCUCUAAGGCGCCAAAAACUUGAAGAUUCCUAUCGAUUCCAGUUUUUCCAGCGUGAUGCAGAUGAGCUUGAAAAAUGGAUCCAAGAGAAACUGCAGAUAGCAUCUGAUGAAAAUUACAAAGACCCAAGCAAUUUACAGGGGAAGCUGCAGAAGCACCAAGCCUUUGAAGCUGAGGUGCAGGCCAAUUCAGGGGCCAUCGUUAAACUGGAUGAGACUGGAAAUCAGAUGAUUAAUGAAGGCCAUUUUGCAUCUGAAACCAUAAGAACUCGGCUGCAGGAGCUGCAUCGACUAUGGGAACUGCUGUUGGAAAAGAUGAGAGAGAAGGGAGUCAAAUUGUUGCAAGCACAGAAGCUGGUGCAGUACUUACGUGAAUGUGAAGAUGUCUUGGACUGGAUCAAUGACAAGGAAGCAAUAGUGACCUCAGAAGAACUCGGGCAGGAUUUAGAGCACGUUGAAGUUUUGCAGAAGAAGUUUGAAGAGUUCCAGACAGACCUGGCAGCUCAUGAGGAAAGAGUAAAUGAAGUGAACCAGUUUGCUGGCAAACUUAUCCAGGAACAGCACCCUGAAGAGGAACUGAUAAAAUCCAAGCAGGAUGAAGUAAACGCAAGCUGGCAGCGUCUGAAGGGACUUGCCCUUCAGAGGCAAGGAAAACUCUUUGGGGCAGCUGAAGUUCAACGCUUUAACAGGGAUGUGGAUGAAACAAUCAGCUGGAUUAAGGAGAAAGGGCAAUUGAUGGCCUCAGAUGAUUUUGGCAGAGACCUUGCCAGUGUGCAGGCGUUGUUGCGUAAGCAUGAAGGCCUGGAGAGAGAUCUUGCAGCUCUUGAAGAUAAGGUUAAAGCCCUUUGUGCAGAAGCUGACCGUUUGCAGCAGUCUCACCCAAUAAAUGCCUCUCAAAUUCAAGUGAAACGGGAGGAGCUGAUCGCCAACUGGGAACAGAUCCGAACUCUGGCAGCAGAGAGGCAUGCUCGCCUUAAUGACUCCUACAGGCUGCAGCGCUUUCUUGCGGACUUCCGAGACCUCACCAGCUGGGUGACUGAGAUGAAGGCUCUGAUAAACGCUGAUGAACUUGCCAAUGAUGUCGCUGGAGCAGAAGCCCUUCUAGACAGACAUCAGGAACACAAGGGAGAAAUUGAUGCCCAUGAAGACAGCUUCAAAUCUGCUGAUGAGUCUGGCCAGGCUUUGCUUGCUGCUGGGCAUUAUGCUUCCGAUGAAGUUAAAGAAAAGCUGACCAUCCUCUCGGAUGAAAGAUCUGCCCUGCUAGAGCUAUGGGAGCUUCGCAGGCAACAGUACGAGCAGUGCAUGGACUUGCAGCUUUUCUACAGAGAUACUGAACAAGUUGACAACUGGAUGAGCAAGCAAGAAGCAUUUCUUCUAAAUGAAGACCUUGGUGAUUCUCUGGAUAGUGUGGAAGCUCUUCUAAAGAAGCAUGAAGACUUUGAGAAAUCCCUAAGUGCCCAAGAGGAGAAAAUCACAGCCUUAGAUGAGUUUGCUACUAAAUUGAUUCAGAAUAACCAUUAUGCCAUGGAUGAUGUUGCUACACGCAGAGAUGCUCUCCUGAGCCGCCGCAAUGCCCUUCAUGAGAGAGCCAUGUACCGCCGUGCUCAGCUGGCAGAUUCCUUCCACCUGCAGCAGUUCUUCCGAGACUCUGAUGAGUUGAAGAGUUGGGUUAAUGAAAAAAUGAAAACCGCAACAGAUGAGGCAUAUAAGGACCCAUCAAACUUGCAAGGUAAAGUUCAGAAACAUCAGGCUUUUGAAGCAGAGCUUUCUGCUAAUCAGAGUCGUAUUGAUGCACUGGAGAAAGCUGGCCAGAAGUUGAUAGAUGUCAAUCACUACGCAUCUGAUGAAGUGGCAGCUCGCAUGAAUGAAGUUAUCAGCUUGUGGAAAAAGCUUCUGGAGGCCACUGAACUCAAAGGUAUAAAACUGCGUGAAGCCAAUCAACAGCAGCAGUUUAAUCGCAAUGUGGAAGACAUUGAGCUGUGGCUGUAUGAAGUGGAGGGGCACUUGGCUUCUGAUGAUUAUGGAAAAGACCUUACUAAUGUGCAGAAUCUUCAGAAGAAACAUGCCCUGCUAGAGGCAGAUGUUGCUGCCCAUCAGGAUCGCAUAGAUGGCAUUACCAUCCAGGCACGCCAGUUCCAGGAUGCUGGGCACUUUGAUGCUGACAAUAUCAAGAAGAAGCAAGAAGCUUUAGUAGCUCGUUAUGAAGCUCUGAAGGAUCCUAUGGUAGCUCGAAAGCAGAAACUUGCAGAUUCUCUUCGCCUGCAACAGCUCUUCCGUGACAUUGAGGAUGAAGAGACCUGGAUUAGGGAAAAAGAACCCAUUGCAGCUUCAACAAACCGAGGCAAAGACUUAAUUGGUGUCCAGAAUCUGCUAAAGAAGCACCAGGCUUUGCAGGCAGAAAUUGCAGGCCAUGAGCCUCGCAUUAAAGCAGUCACACAGAAGGGAAAUGCUAUGGUUGAAGAGGGACAUUUUGCAGCUGAGGAUGUGAAAAUCAAACUGAACGAGCUAAACCAGAAGUGGGACUCACUGAAAGCUAAAGCAUCUCAACGUCGACAAGACCUAGAGGAUUCCCUGCAAGCUCAGCAGUACUUUGCUGAUGCUAAUGAGGCGGAAUCCUGGAUGCGGGAAAAGGAGCCCAUUGUAGGCAGUACAGACUAUGGAAAAGAUGAAGACUCUGCUGAGGCUCUUCUGAAGAAACAUGAAGCUUUGAUGUCUGAUCUUUCUGCUUACGGCAGUAGUAUACAGGCUUUAAGGGAACAGGCCCAGUCAUGCAGGCAACAAGUUGCUCCCACAGAUGAUGAAACUGGAAAAGAGCUUGUUCUGGCACUCUAUGAUUACCAAGAGAAGAGUCCUCGGGAGGUGACUAUGAAAAAGGGAGAUAUCCUCACCUUACUCAACAGCACCAACAAGGACUGGUGGAAGGUGGAAGUUAAUGACCGUCAGGGAUUUGUACCAGCUGCCUAUGUGAAAAAACUGGAUCCUGCCCAAUCUGCAUCCCGAGAGAAUCUCCUGGAAGAGCAGGGCAGCAUAGCAUUGCGACAGGAGCAAAUUGACAACCAGACUCUUAUAACUAAGGAAGUCGGCAGUGUAUCUCUGCGUAUGAAACAGGUCGAAGAACUGUAUCACUCUCUUCUUGAGCUGGGAGAAAAGCGGAAAGGCAUGCUGGAAAAAAGCUGCAAAAAGUUCAUGCUUUUCCGUGAAGCCAAUGAGCUUCAGCAGUGGAUCAAUGAGAAGGAAGCUGCUCUCACAAGUGAGGAAGUGGGUGCUGAUCUGGAGCAGGUGGAGGUGCUACAGAAGAAGUUUGAUGAUUUUCAGAAGGAUUUAAAAGCUAACGAGUCACGUCUGAAGGACAUCAACAAGGUUGCACAUGACCUGGAGUCAGAAGGGUUGAUGGCAGAUGAAGUGCAAGCAGUACAGCAACAGGAGGUCUAUGGUAUGCCCAGGGAUGAAACUGAUUCUAAGACAGCCUCUCCUUGGAAGUCUGCACGUUUGAUGGUACACACGGUGGCAACCUUUAACUCGAUCAAGGAGCUGAAUGAACGCUGGAGAGCUCUGCAGCAGCUGGCGGAGGAGCGGAGCCAGCUCUUGGGCAGUGCCCAUGAGGUGCAGAGGUUCCACAGAGAUGCUGAUGAAACAAAAGAAUGGAUAGAGGAGAAGAAUCAAGCAUUAAAUACAGACAACUAUGGGCACGACUUGGCCAGCGUGCAGGCUCUGCAGCGCAAACAUGAAGGCUUUGAGAGAGACUUGGCAGCUCUGGGAGACAAGGUGAAUUCUCUUGGGGAAACUGCUCAGCGCCUGAUCCAGUCACAUCCGGAAUCUGCUGAAGAUCUCCAAGAAAAAUGUACUGAGUUGAAUCAAGCUUGGAAUAGUCUUGGAAAACGUGCUGACCAGCGCAAAGAGAAGCUUGGAGAUUCUCAUGACCUGCAGCGAUUCCUCAGUGACUUCAGGGACCUUAUGUCUUGGAUCAAUGGAAUCCGGGGUCUGGUCUCCUCAGAUGAACUUGCAAAGGAUGUGACUGGAGCUGAAGCUUUACUGGAAAGGCACCAGGAACACCGCACUGAAAUCGAUGCAAGGGCUGGCACUUUCCAGGCAUUUGAGCAGUUUGGACAACAGCUUCUGGCACAUGGGCACUAUGCCAGCCCAGAGAUCAAGGAGAAAUUGGAUACUCUAGAUCAAGAACGGACGGACCUAGAGAAGGCCUGGGUCCAGCGCAGAAUGAUGCUAGACCAGUGUCUGGAACUACAGUUGUUCCAUCGAGACUGUGAGCAAGCUGAAAACUGGAUGGCUGCCAGAGAGGCUUUCCUCAAUACAGAAGAUAAAGGAGACUCCCUAGACAGUGUGGAGGCACUCAUCAAGAAACAUGAAGACUUUGAUAAGGCAAUCAAUGUCCAGGAAGAGAAAAUUGCUGUCUUACAAUCUUUUGCCGACCAGUUGAUCUCUGCUGAUCAUUAUGCAAAAGGAGUCAUUGCUAACAGACGCAAUGAGGUUCUGGACAGGUGGCUUCGCCUAAAAGCUCAAAUGAUUGAAAAGAGGUCAAAGCUGGGAGAGUCUCAAACACUCCAGCAGUUCAGUCGUGAUGUGGAUGAAAUAGAAGCUUGGAUCAGUGAAAAGCUCCAGACUGCAAGCGAUGAAUCAUAUAAGGAUCCCACAAACAUCCAGCUUUCCAAACUGCUGAGUAAGCACCAGAAGCACCAAGCCUUUGAAGCUGAGCUCCAUGCCAAUGCAGAUCGGAUCCGUGGAGUCAUUGAUAUGGGGAACUCAUUGAUUGAAAGAGGAGCAUGUGCUGGCAGCGAGGAUGCUGUGAAGGCACGUCUAGCUGCCCUGGCUGACCAGUGGCAGUUCCUGGUCCAGAAAUCAGCAGAGAAGAGUCAGAAACUGAAAGAAGCCAAUAAGCAACAGAAUUUCAAUACUGGAAUCAAGGACUUCGAUUUCUGGCUUUCAGAGGUGGAGGCUUUGUUGGCAUCUGAAGAUUAUGGGAAGGACUUGGCAUCAGUUAACAACCUUUUGAAGAAGCACCAGUUACUGGAAGCUGAUAUAUCUGCUCAUGAGGAUCGUCUGAAGGACCUGAACAGCCAAGCUGACAGUUUGAUGACCAGCAGUGCUUUUGAUACAUCUCAAGUCAAGGAUAAGCGUGAGACCAUCAAUGGGCGCUUUCAGAGGAUCAAGAGCAUGGCAUCUGCUCGCCGAGCAAAGCUGAACGAGUCCCACCGCUUGCACCAGUUUUUCCGGGAUAUGGAUGAUGAGGAGUCCUGGAUCAAAGAGAAGAAACUAUUGGUGAGCUCAGAGGACUAUGGCAGAGACCUGACCGGUGUGCAGAACCUUAGGAAGAAACACAAGCGCUUAGAAGCAGAAUUAGCUGCCCAUGAACCUGCUAUCCAGGGUGUUCUAGACACUGGUAAGAAGCUUUCAGAUGAUAACACAAUUGGAAAGGAGGAGAUACAGCAGAGACUGGCUCAGUUUGUGGAUCACUGGAAAGAGUUAAAGCAGUUGGCAGCUGCAAGGGGCCAGCGUCUGGAGGAGUCUCUGGAGUACCAGCAGUUUGUAGCAAAUGUUGAGGAAGAAGAAGCCUGGAUAAAUGAGAAAAUGACCCUGGUAGCCAGUGAGGAUUAUGGAGACACACUUGCUGCUAUCCAGGGCUUGCUGAAAAAGCAUGAAGCAUUCGAGACCGAUUUCACUGUCCACAAAGACAGAGUGAACGAUGUUUGUGCUAAUGGUGAGGAUCUCAUUAAAAAGAACAAUCACCAUGUGGAGAACAUUACAGCCAAGAUGAAGGGCCUCAGAGGCAAGGUGUCAGAUCUGGAGAAAGCAGCAGCUCAGAGGAAAGCCAAAUUGGAUGAGAACUCUGCCUUCCUGCAGUUCAACUGGAAAGCAGAUGUAGUGGAGUCAUGGAUAGGUGAGAAGGAGAACAGUCUGAAGACAGAUGAUUAUGGACGUGACCUCUCUUCUGUGCAAACCCUACUCACCAAACAGGAAACUUUUGAUGCUGGACUUCAGGCUUUCCAGCAGGAGGGAAUUGCAAACAUCACAGCUCUGAAAGACCAGCUACUAGCAGCCAAACACAUCCAGUCAAAGGCCAUCGAGGCUCGGCAUGCUUCCCUGAUGAAACGGUGGAAUCAGCUACUUGCCAAUUCUGCUGCCAGGAAAAAGAAACUCUUGGAGGCUCAGGAGCAUUUCAGAAAGGUUGAGGAUCUGUUCCUGACUUUUGCAAAGAAGGCAUCUGCCUUCAACAGUUGGUUUGAGAAUGCUGAAGAGGACCUGACAGAUCCUGUGCGCUGUAACUCACUGGAAGAGAUCAAAGCACUGAGAGAAGCUCACGAUGCUUUCCGCUCUUCACUUAGCUCUGCCCAGGCUGACUUCAACCAGCUGGCAGAGCUCGAUCGCCAGAUCAAGAGCUUCCGUGUAGCCUCCAACCCAUACACUUGGUUUACUAUGGAGGCUCUUGAAGAAACCUGGAGGAACCUGCAGAAAAUUAUCAAGGAGCGUGAAUUGGAGCUGCAGAAGGAACAGAGGAGGCAGGAAGAGAACGACAAAUUACGCCAGGAAUUUGCUCAGCAUGCUAAUGCUUUCCACCAGUGGAUUCAGGAGACCAGGACAUACCUGCUAGAUGGCAUAGCAUAUCGUCGUGUCAUUCGUGUCUAUCAGUAUGAAGUUGGGGAUGAUCUAUCUGGAAGGUCAUGCAUGGUGGAGGAAUCAGGAACGUUAGAAUCACAGUUGGAAGCUACUAAACGCAAGCACCAGGAGAUCCGAGCUAUGAGAAGCCAGCUGAAGAAGAUCGAGGACCUUGGAGCAGCCAUGGAAGAGGCACUGAUCUUGGACAACAAAUACACAGAACACAGCACCGUGGGGCUGGCCCAGCAGUGGGACCAGCUUGACCAGCUGGGCAUGAGAAUGCAGCACAACCUGGAACAGCAAAUCCAAGCUCGAAACACGACUGGAGUGACAGAGGAGGCCCUGAAGGAGUUCAGCAUGAUGUUCAAGCACUUUGACAAGGACAAAUCUGGACGACUUAACCACCAGGAGUUUAAGUCUUGCUUGCGCUCUCUCGGCUACGACCUGCCUAUGGUUGAGGAAGGAGAGCCAGACCCAGAAUUUGAGGCAAUUCUUGACACUGUCGAUCCCAACAGGGAUGGACACGUCUCACUGCAGGAGUACAUGGCCUUCAUGAUCAGCAGGGAAACAGAGAACGUGAAGUCCAGUGAGGAGAUCGAGAGCGCUUUCCGUGCCCUCAGCUCAGAGGGGAAGCCCUACGUGACCAAGGAGGAGCUCUACCAGAACCUGACCCGGGAACAAGCCGAUUACUGCAUCUCUCACAUGAAGCCCUACAUGGACGGCAAAGGCAGAGAACUUCCUUCUGCCUACGACUACAUAGAAUUCACACGUUCACUCUUUGUGAAUUGAUCUGAACCGCCCCCCACUAGUACCAAACGAUGCGAAGGACACGCUCACGUUUGCUGACUGUAGCUCUGCAUGUGUCUCUCUCUCUUUCUCUCUCUUCGUGCUCUCCAAUAAUCAGUGUUACUUUAUGAUGUAACCUUAAACUGCUUAGCUUAAAACUCUUAGGGAAAACAAAACAUGGUGCAGUGUGCUUCAAUAAAAGUUACUGGUCGAACCACA